This is a messenger RNA of Solea solea (common sole), 2731 nucleotides long. RefSeq names its product CKLF-like MARVEL transmembrane domain containing 3 (gene cmtm3). NCBI's taxonomy places the organism in Eukaryota, Metazoa, Chordata, Actinopteri, Pleuronectiformes, Soleidae. The transcript has 5 exons. The record is from RefSeq and is a predicted model, not a curated record. Gene Ontology annotation, cellular component: membrane. The coding region runs from base 198 to 713 and encodes 171 amino acids.
AGCAGAUGUUGCGCUUCGUGUGCUCCGUUUCCGCGCUGUCAUUGUUUCCGUUUCCACCCACGAGAAGACACUGCCUCACGCCUCCACACGCACACUGUGGAGCAGCCUGUAUCUCCUUUCCUUUAUUGUUUUCUUUUUUUUUUGGAGUUUAGUUUGGAGUCUCUGAAGCGAUUUGAGGAGAUACUUCUGGUUGAAGAAUGGGGGACAUCGAGGCUCCCAGCUCUCGGCCGAGCCACACCGCCACACUGCUCUCCGUUCUCCCGAGCAAAGAGUUCGCCUCGUCCAAGAAAGGAAUGCUACUUAUUGCUGAAGUGGUUCUCUCCUUCAUUUCGUUCGUGUGCUUUGCCGCGUCCACUGCGGCCGCCUUCGUCACCAUCCCGCUGGUGGAGUUCCUGGCUGCUCUCUUCUUGUUGUUCGCCUACUCCACCAAGUUCUACGAAAGGUUUCAAAGCUUCUUCUGGCCUCUUAUGGAUUUCAUGAGAUGUGUGACCGCCUCCAUCACCUUCUUCAUCAUCUCCAUAAUCGCAGUGUCCAAAUAUGUGGAUGAGCCUUCCAAGGCUGCUGCGGUGUUUGGAUUCAUCGCCACCAUCGUGUUCGCUCUAGAUUUUUACCUCAUCUUUAAUGAGCUGGCUGAUUUCCUGAAGCAAAGAGAUGACCCACAGGAUGAGCCGUCAAGACAGCAAGAUGACUCUUCAGACUCCGACUCAGACUGAGACCAGGACGGAUCCUCACCAGCCGACACGUCCGACCUCACACAAAAGUGAACCUUCUGCAGUCGAAGCUGCUGGUUUUCUACCAGUUUUCAUCACACGACAAGGUUACAUUAAUACUGUCCACUGUGGGCAAUCACAUUCAGGUCACACUGACUGUAAUUAAAGCAACACUAUGUUACUUUUGCUGGCUAUGCUGCAUGUCAUUGGAGCAAACAAAUCUGGGUGCAGAGCUUGCGAGGCCUCAUUGCUAAUUUGGCCGUUUCAGUUGCUAGCUAAGCUCACUAAGUUACACACUUUUAACAUUAAUAAAAAAGAAUGUAUUAAUAUGUUAGUCUGACUAAAAGCAGACUUUUAAAAUACAUGUUUGUCUGACUGAAAUUGUUCUAAAUUGAAAUUCUCAAAGUUUAAACGAACACCCAGGGAGUCGGAGCAGUUCCCGCCCCGGGCUAAGAAGCUGGUGGCAAAAAUCAUUGAUGUUUUAUGUUCUAUCAGCUUAAGGAACUGCAUAUUUCAAAGUUCAUAGAUGGUAGGAAGACUUGGAAUGGCGCUUAACACGCUAACAAGUAUAUUAGCUGCAUGCUAAACCAGAAACAACCUGAUGCUAACAAGCUUAAAUCACUGGGACACUGGGACAAGGACAGUUGUCUUUUUAAACGACGUAGUCGUGCAUGGAAUGGAGUGUUUCUACCCACUCAACAAACUUACUUAGGCAAAUAGAACCCAGUGAGCAUCAGCAUCAUUUUAAAGCUGUUUUUGUUUUUUUAGAGGAAAAUCUUGCAUAGUGUUGCUUUACUUUGCUGCGUUCUGUUUAGUUUCUGCCGGAGCCAAAAUAUGUUUAACGGUGAAGAACUUGGAUGUUGACGUUCUUCUGCUGAACGUCCAACGCUGCAAAUACGUUUCACACAGGAAUUUAAAGCCAUGUGACAAAUAUGCCGAUAGUAACUUACUUUUACUUUCUCAUACUCACAGUGUUUUCCAAACUUUCUCUAUGGGGGGCCAAUUUUCUACAGAACUGUCAAUCACAAAAUCAAUUGAGUGAAUCACAACUUCAUUUUAUACACAUUAUUUAAAACAUAUACUUUUUAAUUUUGGGAAAAUUCAGCUACUUUUUGUGGGGGGGGGGGCAAAUAAAAUCUCCCGUGACCCAUCUGUGGGUCUCAACCCAGACUUUGGGAGCCACUCAUUUUGAAGAAAAUAUAAGUACUAUUAUCAACCUGGUAACUUAAAGGUCCAGUAUGUAACAUUUUGGAGGGUUUAUAGGCAGAAAUGUAAUAUACAUACAUUGUGAAGCCAAAGCUUACUGUACUGAAGAAGAACAUCUUUUCUGUAUACCAUAAUAAGAUGUAUAUAUACCAUAAUACCCUGAUGCUGUUAUAGAGUGAUUUAGAAGAGUCCACCGUGUAUUGCAAUCUGCAGUCUCACCAUCAGAUUCUCACUCAUUCUCACACACUGGACCUUUAAUUAUCAUUAAGCUGUGAAAUCGUUUGUAUCGACGUGUGAGAUCAUUUGUAAAUCUGACAUAAAGACUAACAAUGACCGACGCACUGUGACCUCCAUUACAGACACAGUGAACACUUUAAUGACCUUGGUGAACAAAUGUUUAGGAUUACCACUAGUCAAGUUAACAAAGAUGUGUAAACCACGUUAAACAUGUGAUCAUGGGGCAGUUUAUAAGUGUGUAAGCCGACAAGAGGGAGAAGGAUAAACUGGUUCAUAAAUGUGUGUUUCUGGCAAAAAUAAGAUGAGAAAUUAAGGUUAAACGCUGUUGGAGCUUCCUCCUGUUGUCAGAUUUUUGUAAAAAGUCAGAUUUCAAAGCAACUUUCUCUGGGUCAUUACAUUUUGAGAUCAUCAGUGUUUUUUGUUGAGAGCUUUGUGAAUUUUUAGGUUAAAAACACUGAUAACCGUGUGUUUUUCAAACCAAUUCAGUUAGCCCAAAGUGUGAGAGCAUCGCUGCCUGUCUGCUGUGUGUGAAUUAAUAAUGUCUUUUUUUUGUUGUAAAAUAUCAGAUAUGUGAAUCA